AUGAUCGUUUUAGAAGCCGAGAUACUCGCUUCCCGAUUCGAUUAUUGCCCGAGUCUUAGAGCCGUUUCAAAAGACAAAGGGAAAAGGGAGACCGGGCCUUUACUCAUUUUCCCCCUUCUCUCUGAGCUUAUUCGCAGGGCGAAACCAGGAGAAGACGACGCAGGCUACCCCGCCUCUCUCUCAAUCCUCGUUCACUUAUCCCAUUCUUCAGCAUCUGAAAGAGAUCGGGACCUUGAUCGACACGGGGGCGUACACGAAGGAGGUACGUCGGAUCGUUCGUGCCGUCUGCCACACGAUCGCGCUGCGCCACAAGCUCACUGCGCCAGUCCUCUCGGCGUUCCUUCACCACAUAUUAGUGUCUGGGUCGGACGUCUUGGUUCGGUUGUGUUCCUACCUUGCGAAAUCUUACCUUCUAAAAAGCAUAGGGUGGAAUCGCCUGGGUGCUCGGGGAGGAGGGAUUUUGCUAAAGCGGGUCAAGUUGUUGUCAACUAUAACACACGAGUGCUUCAAAAUGACAUCCGUACCCAUGUUGACAUAGGUGCGGGUGCAAAUCUCUACUUAAUUUUCUAUACACUCUUUUCUGCAAUUGUUGGCUUCUUGCUUGGGGCAAGUGAUGGUCUAGGCGAGGACUAUAUUCAGAGAGACAAGGCAUAUGCUGCCAAGUUUGCUCCAUUUUGGAAUGAGAUUGUGAAAACCUUGCGGGAGGAAGACUAUAUCACUAAUUUAUACCUUUUGCAGAGAAGUGCACUGGAGUUGUUUAUGAUCGACCAGUCAAACUUCUUUUUUGAUUUUGGGACUGCUGAAGGACGCAGAAACACAUAUGGAGCAAUUGUUCAAGCCCGACCACCUCAUCUAAAUAACAUAUAUUUGACAACACAGACCAGAACAGCUGCUCAAGCGAACUCAGCUUAUGGGGCGUUGGUCUAGGUGGGAGGUAAAAUUUUGAUUGAAACAUUGAUGUGAUUCUUUCUGUAACAGUGAAGCCCAGAUUAUUGCCUUCUUAUGAAAUAAUGUUUGAUGCAGAUUAGCAAUUUUGAGUAUCUAAUGCAGCUAAAUACUCUUGCUGGGCGGUGUUAUAAUGACAUCACUCAGGUUUUUGUCAAAUAACUAUGCAAGCCUGUUUGUUCUUUGAGAAUUUGUCUUACAAGUUGCCUCUUGUAACAGUAUCCUGUUUUCCCUUGGAUUCUUGCGGACUACUGUUCAAAGGAUUUAGAUUUGGAUGAUCCAUCUUCAUACAGGGACCUUUCCAUAUCCUUUCAUUGCUUCUUAUGAAGCUUGUUGUUUCUUUAGUUCGAGCUUUAUGUAUUUGUUUUUAAAUUUAGAUAUAUGUUCUAGCAGCCCACUGGUGCUCUGAAUGCUGAACGCUUGGAAAAAUUUGUAGAAAGAUACUCCAGCUUUGAUGAUCCAACUAUCCCAAAAUUCCACUAUUGCUCACAUUAUUCUAGUGCUGGAAACGUAUGUCCUAUUUGAUCUCUUGUUUUCUCCAUCAUUUUGAGUUCAAGCAUGAACACAAAUAUGAUGGUCCUAUUUCUACCGUACAGGCAAGUACGGCUAAGUUAUAAUCCUGAUUUGGCCAUUCUUGCAUUUGCUUGCUUUUUGAAGUUGUAUGAUGGGAAUCCAAAAUUGCUGCAUAUGUAUGUCCUUGUGUGUGUGCGCGUUAGACAUUGUGUAUGUGUACUAAUCUUUUUAUUUCCCUUUCCAGCUUCGACAGUUGCUUGGCCUGCCAUGGCAAUUAACUGGAUCUUCCUUUCUAUCUUUAUUGGUACUGUUUAUUCUUUCUUCUGAUGCUUAAAUGGCAGUAUCUGAAUUGUUUAUGUUUCUGGUGUUUCAGGCUCUUAUUUCACUUUGUGGGUUGCUAGCUUGUCAUAUAAUUGGUUUACUUUGGGUACUGCACAGUAAGCUCUUGCUGGUCCAGAAAUAACAGCACACAGAAUUUGAAAUUUUUGUACCUUUGUUAUUUGCCAGGAGAUUAGAGGCUAACUCUCUGUGCAUGUUAAGGUGCUUACGAGCCAUUCCUUUUGGAAGAAUCAUGUUUUUCGUCCAUUUUAUUGUCAUGUAUGGAGCAAAUUCUGAUGGCCAAAACGUUCCAAGAAAGAGAAGGCACUGAAUUCAUGCCCAUUUAAGAGCAAAAACGUGCUGGACUAGGAGGAGUUUACUCCACUACCGAGCUAUAUAUGUUGACUGAUCAUUCCACAGAUUUUCGUGAUACCUGGGGGUUCUUAGAAGCUCGAAUAAAAGAUGCAAUUGAUCUACGGAAGUCAGUGCAUGAGGUAAUGAAUGGGAUAGACUUUCAUGCCUCGGCAGUUUCUUUUUGUUGGGUGGUAUCUGAAUUUUUUCUCACUGAUGAGCUGAUGAUUUAAUCAUUUUAAAGUCGCGGUGAACUGCGUCAGAUGGAAAGACAAGGUAGUCACUGGCUUAAAUUGAACAAUGGUGUUGGCUGCAGAAGCAUGCAGUUAAUGAAUGGGAAAGGGAGAUCAAAGAAUAGCUAAACUUGUAAGAUGGCUUUAGCUAUGAAUUAUCUAGUUAAUGAGUCUGAGAAUACAAUUACUAACAAUAAUAAUAGUGGUCUCUAUGGAGGUGUGCAAAGACUUUA
Molecule: messenger RNA, 2593 nt
Organism: Nymphaea colorata (pocket water lily)
Lineage: Eukaryota; Viridiplantae; Streptophyta; Magnoliopsida; Nymphaeales; Nymphaeaceae
Exons: 10
Coding region: 1-927 (308 amino acids)
Source: RefSeq, a predicted model, not a curated record